Messenger RNA from Perca fluviatilis (European perch), 5713 nucleotides. RefSeq names its product nectin cell adhesion molecule 3b (gene nectin3b). NCBI's taxonomy places the organism in Eukaryota, Metazoa, Chordata, Actinopteri, Perciformes, Percidae. The record is from RefSeq and is a predicted model, not a curated record. The transcript is spliced from 6 exons. Bases 111 to 1778 code for a protein of 555 amino acids. Gene Ontology annotation, cellular component: adherens junction; apical junction complex. Gene Ontology annotation, biological process: heterophilic cell-cell adhesion; homophilic cell-cell adhesion.
GCAGUUCGGAGUUGUUGCUGAGGAGGUUCCACUGUUCAGCACAUACCGUUAAAUUGGCAUGCAUCCUACGCUUGGGUCCUGAGUAGCAGGAGACUACACUGAUUUUGAAAAUGUUACCGUCUUAUCACCGGAGUUACCUUGGACAGCAGGGCAGGGUCGCUUUAUUUCACCUUUUGUGCAGUAUUACAGGUGUUUGGGGCAGUCAGGUGGUGGUGCCUCAGAGGGUGAAUGCUGUGUUGGGGAAGAAUGUGACAUUAGAGUGCAGAGUGGAGGUGGGCACAAACCUUACUCUUACUCAGAGUUCCUGGGAGCGCCGUCUGCCUUCAGGCUCUGUCACAGUGGCUGUCUACAACCCACGGUAUGGCAUCUCUAUCCCUCCAGAGUUUAUUCAUCGCUUGUAUUUUCGCUCACCUUCCUCGCAUGAUGCCACCAUUGUCCUGGGAAACGUAGGCUUUGCUGACGUCGGGAUCUAUACCUGUAAAGUUGCCACAUUUCCUCUAGGAAACACUCAAGCCUCCACUACUGUCAAUGUACUCGUGGAGCCGAAAGUCUAUGUGUCUGCAGGUUCAACUGCCCUGAUCGACGGUGGCAACGAUACCGUGGUGGCCACCUGUAUUGCUGAGCGGGCCCGGCCCCCUGCUGAGGUGUCCUGGGAGUCCAACCUUUUUGGCCAGUCAGAAGUGCAGCUAUUUGACGAAGCCAACGGCACAACCAGCACACAAGUGAGCUACCUCUGGCAGCCCACACGUCACGUCCAGGGCCACACACUCACCUGUGUGGUCCGCCACCCGGCUCUGCAGAGUGACUUCAGGAUCCCCUACCAGCUCAAUGUGCAGUUUGCUCCUGAUAUCUCUGUUGUGGGCUAUGAUGGAGACUGGUAUGUGGGUCGGGAAAAUGUUCAAAUGACGUGCAAAGCCAACGCAAACCCACCGGCUAAUCACUUCAGAUGGAUCAGAUUGGACAGUGAAAUGCCAGCAGGGGUGGAAAUCAUGAACAGCACUUUGCUCUUCCUGCGUCCCCUCCAGCGGAAUGACUCUGGAGUUUACAGGUGUGAGGUUGCCAAUGACAUCAACCUCCGCAGUCGGGAUGUGCGCAUUCUCAUACAAGAUCCUCCCACCAUGCCUUCCACCAUUACUGCUCCUGUCCUAACUGGCUCUGCCUCAUCCACCUUAGUCGAUGAUAAGGGACAUGUUCUUCUCAGCUCCCCCACACUUGAAGCCCUACCUGAGAGUAAUCUUGGUUCCAUAGUGGGUGGGGCCGUGGGCGGGGCCUUGUUCCUGCUACUGCUGCUGUCUCUGGUUGGCGUGUGUUACCUACGGAAACAGCAAACCUUCCACGGCAACUACUACACCAAGCAGUACCUGGGCCCCAAUGACCUCCAGAAAGCCCCCACGCAGCAUGAGCUCCACCCUACCAAAGCUGGCAGCAGCUCGCACCAUCAGGACCACGACCGAGAGGAGUGGGGCGACCGCCAGCUCAAACUUGAGCGUGACCGUCGUCACCUUAGCAACUUCAACGGCGAGGAGUAUCCCUCUAAUGGCUACACGAGGGCAAUGAGGGAGAGCAGUCACCACAGCCAUCAGCAGAAUCACCAUUGUGAACACGCACAGUAUUCUAGUCCACAGCAGGCCAGACAUGCUAGAUACCCUCAUUCACCUAAACCACAGGGAAACGGCUCCCCCUACCUCUCAGAUGACUGCUACGAUAGCGGGCCCGAGGGGGACUAUGUCUCUCACAAAGACGGGUCUGUCAUCUCACGUAGGGAGUGGUACGUUUGACAAGCUACCUGGUCCUCCCGGAGCAGAGAUACGACAGAAAUCAGAAGGUUUCAUAUAUCAAAUUAGGAACAAACGCAUCAUUUCUCUUUUGUACGCACAUGCACACUUCUACUAAUCUCAACUCUGUAGUUCCCUAGUUUUGUUCAAGCGUCCUGGUUGAUACUUGAGACAUGAUGUUUCUGUUCUCGAUAUAGACAGACUGUGGACUGCACAGCCACUUUUGGCAGUCAACAUCUACAUGCCUACAGAAGUGUGUGUGUGUGUGUGUGUGUGUGUGUGUGUGUGUGUGUGUGUGUGUGUGUGUGUGUGUGUGUGUGUGUGUGUGUGUGUGUGUGUGUGUGUGUGUGUGUGUGUGUGUGUGUGUGUGUGUGUGUGUGUGUGUGUGUGUGUGUGUGUGUGUGUGUGUGUGUGUGCGUGUGGAGACUAACUAAAGUUCAUGUAUGUGCUGUCUCUGCCUUACUACAUAGACUGCCAAUGUAUUUAGCAUCACUAAUGUCUUUCAGUUGAGUUGAAGCGCUGGAGGCUCACAGAUCACAUAUGGUUGUUGUAGAAGAAAGCUUUUUUUGUUUCUACCGAAUCAGCCUUCUCAGGCUAUGUGACACUUGCUGACAUUGUAUUUGUAUGUGUUAUGGCCUACACUGAUUUUGUUUAAAAGACCUCUGACCUCUCAGUAUGAGGGGCUGGUAUUCAAGAAUGGUACAAACCCGUUGACGGAACGUAAAUCCAUUAAAUUCAGAGGGUUGCCGGUCCUUUUUUCCAAAUAUCAGUAGGACACAGUAGAGGCAUGUAGGCUAAUUUAAAAAAUGAAUUAUCCCACUUAGAAGUCAGAAUAACUUCAUGACUGAUGAUCUCUCUACACUGAUUCAUAGUCAUAAAAUGUGUUGCACUGCCUUUUGCAAAACUUUAUAAUGGACAACCACAUCAUUUGUUUUCUACUAAAAAUGUAUACCUGUUAUGUAACUUACAAUGAUGGGAGACUUGUGCGCUUGAGGACUUGACCGCCAACAUCCUAAUGUUCUUUAACACUUACUGGCUUAGAGUGGGAACCUUCAGAGCAUUUCUGCUGUAAGACCUUAGCUCAUCUUUUGUUUCCAGGAGGGAGGGAGGGAGGGAGGGAAGGAGGACGACAAGAGGACAAGAAGGGAUGUCUGUAUGAGUGAGGCACCAGCAAUGUAUCACCAGACUGGGUUUAUCAAAGAGUCAAGCCUCAAUAUGCAAAUUUGCUACAAAAGUCUGCAAGUUGGAUAAGCUGGAAUAAUAUUACUUCUGUUAACAUUUGUGUGAUUUAUUGAUUUUUGGGAAGUGUUUCAAGUUGGGUGUCCUCUUGAUGUAGCCACAAACACAUUCUACUGUUGUCUACCAGAUGGUAACGGAUGUGUUUGAGAGUUUGCACUCUAGCACUAACCCAGAACUCUUGGAAAUUCAAGAGUGCUAUCAGCAGGGACUUGUUGAAAGCGGGCUACUGUAUGGCAGCCACCAUACGCUGGUCUCCUAGUCACAGUAUUUUGUUAUACAAAGAACUCAUUCAAAAGUGAAGCCAGUACACACAAUGUACUAAUUUGACUACUUUGAGUAAUCUGUAGAAAAAGACAUGGCUGUGUCACAAUCUGAGGCAUUAAGGCUUAUUGUUGCAUAUCCACGUGUGAAACUGCACACUAAUCAUGUUCACCAGUUGUUGUCUUUUAUUUUUUUUAAAUUUUUUAAGCAUUUAUUAUAACUACCAGUAUUAUGAAAUAAUACAUUAUGUAGAUAAAUCAGGUCAUCUGUGAUGGAUGUGCUGUCACUGUCGCCAGUGGUUAUCAAAGCCACAGCGCAGUGCUUACUCGUCAGAUGAGACAGACAAUAUUUUGUUGCACUGAUCAUUAAAGCGUUCAUUCAUAAUUUUCCUUUUGAAUAUCUAUAAAACACCUUUUUUUUUCAAAUGAAUUUCUGGCUGGGUUUACAAUUAAAUCUUAAAUUUGAUUGCUAAUCAAGACUCUCAAACGUUGCAGGACUUACCAAGUACUGUGAUUGAACUGAGGAAUUUACAUAUCUGUGUCAUUGGGCUGCGGCCCCAAUAGUUCAGGUGUUGGAUAAAGGUACUUUAGAUUUAAAGAUGAAUUUCAGUUUUUGUAGGUGAUAAAAUACACCAAACAGCAUGGAGGAGAUCUACCAAUUUCUUUCAUGUACACCAGUGUUUGUGAUUAUAUGCCAACUUUAGUAGUAUGGUCACAUAUACAAUAUUUGCUGCAAGAUGCCAAAUAUUUGAACUUGUAUGUAUAAAUAUGAUGACAGUCGCACAUAAGUAUUGCGGACUAUCUAACAACUGAUUAUAAGCUUAUAUAAAAUGUAUCACUGUUGUAUACAGGGUCUUGUAGCCUGAAAUAGAAGUGAAAAGAUGCUUUAGGCCACUUUAAUAUUACAGUAACAGUCGUCAAAAUGGGAAUUAGUUAUAUAGCUUAUGAACCCUCACUACUUUUUUGUCGGAGUGUGAAUUUUGUGCAGUGAAUAGGCUGCAAUUCUCAUAGUGAGAUUUGAUAAUGUGCCACUGUUAACUUGCAAGCAGAGAAAAUGACCCCCAUACUGCAGUUUGUGUUGUUUCAACUGUUGUUUCAAAUGAUGUGCAGUACACCAUUUUAAUAAGUACCUUAAGUUUUAGUUCACUCGCAAUUACAUUAACAUAAUUCCCCAAUUACCACUAGUGGUGUACAGAAAGUUUUGGUAUCUGUUGCCUAAUACACUCUGGAUAUUCUUCAGAACACACUCUUUCUUUGGUAUAAUUUAAUAUCAAUGAAAAACAUCACCCAAAGAAACCACAACAGUGUUUCUGGAAAAUUUCUUUAAUGCAAUAUGUCAAUGUCUUGAGCUCCACAAACAAACAAAAUUUCCAUCCACCUUUUAUUGUAUUGAAGUGGAUGUAAUGAAAUCUGUGUAAAUUUGACAAACCUGGGUUAAUCUAAAACUAUCUGCAUUAUUUCAUACCGCUUCAUGCAAGUCAAAACGUGUUUCUUAGUCAUUUGGGUGAGCCGACCCUUUUAAUGGGAGUGCCCAAACUGAAGUGUACAGGUGGCAAUUUGUGAACCAGAAAACCUCAUUUAGAUUGCUGAAUUAAAACUAAUGUUUUGGUGCUGGGCGUUCUGCUGAUGCCUAUUCUUUCUGCCUUUCUGGUCACUUUAACAUAAAUGCAGAGAAUAACAGGAAGCACGGCAGACUAACCCCUUCUUGUGUUUGCUUCUAUGCACUAAGACGGAAAUUCCACUAAUCAAUAUAAAAUUUUUGCUUGACUCGUCAGUUUGCAUCCUGGAUUAAUGAAGUUCUUUUGUACUGUGACAUUUUGUAUAAAGAUCAGUCAUCAAUAUAUUUACCUUCAGCAAUGUCCUUCACUUUGGGUUGAGAAAUACAACUAGUGCCUUAGAUACAUAGAAGAAAUUUUAGUGUUUUUCAUUGUUUACUUAUGGAUCUAAGAACCUGUUUUGUUGCUCUGUGAGAUUUAUUUGUUGCCUCUUUUUUUUGUUUUCUCCAUACUGUGUCAGGAGGACUCGUUGUGCCAUAUUAUACAUAACUUUUCUGCCCGUUAUCAUAACCGUUAAUGACUCAGUAUACUGUAUUUGCAAACCUAGAUGCAUUAAAACACACACACACAAAAAGACAAAGCUUGAAUGAAUGUUGAUGUGGAAUUAGUUAGAGCAGUUCACAAGUACUGUAUCUGUCAGGGGUUUAUGGUUUCUGUAGAAUCACUGUUGUUCAAAGAGCUGAAGAAUUAACUUUAGUCUCACAUUGUCAAUGAAAAGCACCUUGUGGUCAUGUGUUGUUUUUUUUGUAUAUAAACAGAAGAAAAUGUAAGUUUCUGGAAGGGGGAAAAAAAAAUAUUUAUGUCGGUGACAACAGUGAAGCAUUAUUUUGUCAAUCUUUUUGAGAUACUUCAAUAGUUCAAUAAAGCACCUUAGCACCUGUGA